AUGACUUAUUUUGGGUUACAUCUUCUCACCAGCAGAUGGUUCAUGCUUUUCGCUUCCCUCCUAAUUAUGUCCGUAAAUGGUACCAGCUAUCUAUUUGGUAUUUACUCCAAUGACCUUAAAACAACAUUAGGCUAUGAUCAAACAACUCUAAACACUGUCGGAUUUUUCAAGGAUUUGGGAAGCAGCCUUGGGAUCAUAUCAGGACUAAUCAAUGAAGUUUGCCCACCAUGGGUGGUUCUCGCAAUUGGGGCCUCAAUGAACUUCUGCGGUUACUUCAUGAUAUGGCUAGCCGUCACAGGACGCACUGACCAGCCCCAUUUGUGGUUGAUUUGCUUGUACAUAUUUAUUGGUUCCGAUUCACAAUCAUUCAUCCACACAGGCGGUCUCACCACGGCUGUUAAGAACUUCCCAGAGAGUCGAGGCGUUGUUUUAGGCCUUUUGAAAGGUUACGUUGGCUUGAGUGGUGCGAUGAUGGCUCAAAUUUAUCAUGCUCUACAUGGAAAUGAUACCAAGGCCCUCAUAUUGCUUGUUGCAUGGCUUCCAGCUGCUGUUACGUUCAUGUUUCUUCCUGUAAUUCGGCUUAUGAAGGUUACUAGGCAGGGGAACGAACUCCAGGUUUUCUAUUCUCUGCUAUACAUUUCUCUCUGCCUUGCUGCUUUCCUUAUGGCCAUAAUCAUUACCCAAAACAGGUAUCUUUUCAACAGGAUUGAGUAUAUUGCUUGCGCCGCGGUUGUGCUUAUUCUAGCUUUUUCGCAACUAUUGGUUGUUGGAAAGGAAGACUUCUCUGCCUGGAAGAAGAGCAUGAGUCUGAUGCCUUCUAGAACUAAUAAUAGUUCUUACAAGAAAGUAGAGAUGCCAGCAUCUGAAACUUCAAUGUCAACUGAAGCAGUGGCACCAACACCUGCACCGAAGAAAAGGGUUGGUUGCCUAGACAAUGUCUUCCAUCCUCCGGGAUUUGGAGAGGACUACACCAUACUGCAAGCGCUAUUUAGCGUGGACAUGUUGAUCAUUCUACUGACAACGUCUUGUGGAAUUGGUGGCACACUAACUGCAGUUGAUAAUUUGGGUCAAAUUGGAAAAGCUUUAGGCUAUCCAAGCAACAGCAUCACUACUUUUGUAUCACUAGUGAGCAUAUGGAACUACCUCGGACGAGUAUCCAUCGGCUUUAGCUCAGAAUUCUUCCUCCAAAAGUACAAAUUUCCAAGACCAUUGAUGCUCACAUUGAUACUCCUACUUGCAUGUGUUGGCCAUCUUCUCAUUGCAUUUGCUGUUCCGAAUUCGCUGUACUUGGCUUCCGUCAUAAUUGGAUUUUGUGUUGGAGCACAAAUGACAUUACUCUUCACGUUAAUAUCCGAAAUUUUUGGCCUGAAGUACUACUCCACUUUGUUCCAAUUUGGUGCUGUGGGAGGUCCGGUUGGAACUUAUGCUCUCAAUGUCAAAGUCGCAGGUCAUCUUUAUGACAAAGAGGCAAGAAACCAAUUGGCAGCGAAGGGACUAACUAGGCAAGCUGGGGAGGUCUUGGCGUGUAAUGGUCGAGAGUGUUACAGACGAUCUUUUAUUAUAAUCGCAGCUGCAUCUUUGUUUAGCUGCCUUCUUUCAUUGAUUCUUGUGUAUAGAACAAGGGAGUUUUACAAAGGAGACAUUUAUAAAAAGUUCAGGGAGGAGCCAAAUUCAGCUGACACAAACACUGAAUUGGCAGCCAAUCCAACUGCCACGAAUCCUCUCGUAGAACUAACCUAG
Molecule: messenger RNA, 1740 nt
Organism: Oldenlandia corymbosa var. corymbosa
Lineage: Eukaryota; Viridiplantae; Streptophyta; Magnoliopsida; Gentianales; Rubiaceae
Source: the annotation of a GenBank genome assembly